AUGCGGCCGGUACAAUCACGAUAUAAAUCAAUUGAGGACAAUGUGGAGGGGCAACCAACCCAAAAGAAGGAGGACUGGAAGAUUCAGAAAGCGGCGCUGAAAGAGAAGUUUCCGGAUGGCUGGCAGCCGAGAAAGAAGCUGUCUCCGGACGCGCUCGCAGGGAUCAGAGCGCUGCACGAGCAGUUUCCUGAGGACUAUACAACGGAAGUGCUCGCGAACAAGUUUGAAGUGUCCCCGGAGGCGAUCCGGCGAAUCCUCCGAAGCAAGUGGGAACCGUCUCCAGAGGAAGAAGAGCGGCGCCAGGAGAGAUGGUUCAACCGAGGCAAGCAGGUUUGGUCUCGAUGGGCGGAGCUGGGGAAGAAACCUCCUACACGAUGGAGAGACGAAGGCAUUGAGCGGAAGCCUUAUCGGAGGCGGGCACAAUACGAGGAGGAAGAUGAUGGUGGCCUUAGUGAGACGGGCAAUAACCGGCUGAUCGCGCGAAGCAAGCUGGCGAAGAAUCUGAUGUAG
Phaeoacremonium minimum UCRPA7 is the source of this 510-nucleotide messenger RNA. RefSeq names its product putative mitochondrion organization and biogenesis protein. Bases 1 to 510 code for a protein of 169 amino acids. The record is from RefSeq and is a predicted model, not a curated record. The transcript has a single exon. Gene Ontology annotation, cellular component: nucleus. Lineage: Eukaryota; Fungi; Ascomycota; Sordariomycetes; Togniniales; Togniniaceae.